Messenger RNA from Papilio polytes (common Mormon), 809 nucleotides. RefSeq names its product 27 kDa hemolymph protein-like (gene p27K). Lineage: Eukaryota; Metazoa; Arthropoda; Insecta; Lepidoptera; Papilionidae. The record is from RefSeq and is a predicted model, not a curated record. The transcript is spliced from 7 exons. The coding region runs from base 63 to 749 and encodes 228 amino acids.
GUCUUAGGGCAUUGUGUGGUUCAGUUGACAUACGACUUCAGAGCAACGAACACACAGACAACAUGAUUUGGAAAAUUGUUUUUGUCACCUUCAUGGCCGCUGGUGUGCUGGCCGAGUACCAGUUGUCGGAGGGUCAGCGGCAGCAAUACAGGGACAUGCUCCGGCAGCAAUGCAAGAAGAGCGGCAGCGAAGACAAAACUGACGACGUAGAGAAAUCACUGAAGACUUUUGUGGAAUGUGUGAUGGGCUUAGUGGACGUAAACGUGCUGAAACGCGAGAUUGAAGAGGCCAAGCCCAACGGUGCUCUCGAUGAAGUCUUCAAGAAGUACUGCGCGAAGACGCCUCAGCUAAAGAGCUGUAUCCACAGCCUGACCGCGGGCGUUGCGCCUUGUCUUGACCAGAAAAGCAGAGACGGCAUCGGAUCUGCCAACAACGCCACCGACCAGCUCAUUGACUUCGUCUGCUACAAGGACGGUGACCGUAUCGCUUUGUUCAUCGCGGAACAAGGUCCGGAGUGUUUCCAACAGAAGGCUGGUGCUAUCAGGCAGUGCGCUGAGAAGGCCAAGGGCAGUGUGGCGUCUAUCGAGGCAGUUCAAAUUCUGAGUCUUGGUGACCAGUGUGGUAAAUACGAUGAAUUGACAAGCUGUAUAGUGAAAGCGCUGGAGCAAUGCGAGACCCCGACGCCCGCCAACAUGGCAGAGUCCUUAUUCAGAUACGUGCGUAACGGAACACCCUGUAAGGGCCACUGAAGUCCAGAAGUCUGAAACGCUGUUAGUAAAACCAUUUAUCUCAAUAAAGGCUUUAGUGUA